Labeo rohita (rohu) is the source of this 4809-nucleotide messenger RNA. It is a transcript of the gene gabra1, whose product is annotated as gamma-aminobutyric acid type A receptor subunit alpha1. Gene Ontology annotation, cellular component: postsynapse; dendrite membrane; neuron projection. Gene Ontology annotation, molecular function: inhibitory extracellular ligand-gated monoatomic ion channel activity; GABA-A receptor activity; GABA-gated chloride ion channel activity. The record is from RefSeq and is a predicted model, not a curated record. Gene Ontology annotation, biological process: regulation of postsynaptic membrane potential; synaptic transmission, GABAergic; monoatomic ion transmembrane transport. NCBI's taxonomy places the organism in Eukaryota, Metazoa, Chordata, Actinopteri, Cypriniformes, Cyprinidae.
UGUUUGUGGCGUGCACGAUGGCUGUGAACUUGACGACGAUGUGCACUGUUUGCUUAAUUACUCCAAUUGAAUUACUACACAUGUUUAGGAGCAACCCCGAGGCGCACGCCCAAUACUAAUUCAGAGAUACCUUAAGACGUGCUUUUGAUGAUGCACUCUCGCGACACAACUCAAAAAGUGUGGACGUUAGGGAUUGUGUAAGCAUUAUAAUCCCCGGGAAGUCAGGGAGAUUUGCCCAAAUAUAUCUCGUGCGAUCUGAAUGUGGGCAUCACGGAGAGUGCCUUCGCGAGUGAUCAAGGUUUUUACAUAGAGCUGUAAAUCAUCUCGUAUGAUGUUAAUGGAGGAUUAACGCGCCGAUUGUGUGUGUAAUGAUUUGCGUUAAUGCGUAGUGCCAACCGGCGGAAUGAAAGCACACCGAAAGCUGUGUAUUUCUUGGGGAUUCAUCCUUCGGAGAAUGAUGUGGGGUGGAAGAGGAGCAGCCCGGCUUUGGAUUUGGGCCUGUUUACUGGUGACCAGUGUUCUGGCUGGAAAAAGCUCCAAUCAGAACGCAGAUGAGCAGAAAGACAACACCACAGUCUUCACCAGGAUUCUGGACAGCCUCCUCGAUGGCUACGACAACCGUCUCAGGCCCGGCCUCGGAGAGCGUGUAACCGAAGUCAAGACUGACAUUUUCGUGACGAGUAUUGGGCCGGUCUCGGACCAUGACAUGGAGUACACCAUAGAUGUGUUCUUCAGGCAGAGCUGGAAGGACGAGAGGCUGAAGUUCAAAGGUCCCAUGGCGGUGCUCCGUCUCAACAAUCUCAUGGCUAGCAAAAUCUGGACGCCCGAUACAUUUUUCCACAACGGAAAGAAGUCAGUCGCCCAUAACAUGACAAUGCCUAACAAACUUCUGCGGAUCACGGAGGAAGGAACUCUGCUUUACACCAUGAGGCUUACAGUCAGAGCUGAAUGUCCGAUGCAUUUGGAGGACUUCCCAAUGGACGCCCAUGCUUGCCCCCUCAAAUUCGGCAGUUAUGCCUACACGAGGGCUGAAGUGGUGUACGUUUGGACGCGAGGGGCGGCGCAGUCUGUGGUCGUGGCUGACGACGGCUCCCGUCUCAACCAGUAUGACUUGAUGGGACAGACCGUGGACUCGGGUGUGGUGCAGUCCAGCACUGGAGAGUAUGUUGUCAUGACAACACAUUUCCACCUCAAAAGGAAGAUCGGUUACUUCGUCAUCCAGACGUAUUUGCCGUGUAUCAUGACCGUGAUCCUGUCCCAGGUGUCCUUUUGGCUAAACAGGGAAUCUGUCCCUGCCAGAACUGUGUUUGGAGUGACCACUGUCCUUACCAUGACCACCCUGAGUAUCAGCGCCAGAAACUCUCUCCCUAAGGUGGCCUAUGCCACAGCCAUGGACUGGUUCAUUGCCGUUUGUUACGCCUUUGUCUUCUCGGCUCUCAUUGAGUUUGCCACUGUAAACUACUUCACCAAGAGGGGUUACGCCUGGGACGGGAAAAGUGUGGUGCCCGAAAAGCAAAAGAAGAAGAAGGAGUCAUUACUAAAAAAGAACAACACCUACACGGCUGCGACGGCAACAGCGUUUGCUCCGAACAUUGCCAGAGACCCUGGUUUGGCAACUAUUGCUAAAAGUGCCCCCCCUCCACCAACCGAGCCCAAGGAAGAGCCAAAACCCAAACCUCCCGAGGCCAAGAAGACCUUCAACAGCGUGAGCAAGAUCGACAGGAUUGCCAGAAUAGCCUUCCCGCUGCUCUUCGGAACCUUUAACUUGGUGUAUUGGGCCACUUACUUGAAUAAAAAACCCAAAAUACAGGGCGCCCUGCAGCCACACUAAUUCUAUCUCCUCGGUUUUUCAUGUUUCUUUUGUUUUUUUUCUUAUGUUUCUAAACGAUAACAAAAAAAAGUGAAACGAAACUAUUUGUUUCAAUGAUAGUCAAGCUCCCACUUUCAAGUUUGUGUCAACAUAUGUAACAUACUGUAUCUUCCUAUAUGAUGAAGAGAGGAACUGUAUUAUGUACAAACCACUGAACCGGAAGGGAAUUCAUACCUACUAUAUAUACAAACCGACAGAGUAUAUCAGACCUGAGAAAACGCUAUUCUGCAAAUGCACUUAGAAUUAUAGUUUAAAACUCCCUUCCUUAAGGAAUAGUUAACCCAAAAAAAAAGAUUCAGUCAUUAAAUACUUUUCCUCAUGUUGUUUCAAUCCUGUAUGCUCUUGUAGAACACAAAAGAGGACACUUUUUGUCAUUAAAAUGGUAGUUUGUCCCGAAAAGGACAAAUAGUCCAACAACAAGCACCGUAAAAGUAAAAGUAGUCCAUGCAAAUCACGCACUUUAUUCCGAGUCUUCUGAAAUCCUGUUUCUCACAUGAAGCUACCACAUAGAAUUACAGAUGUGUAUGCAGUAUUUUUAUGGCGCUUGUCCUUUUUGGACAUAUGUGCUUACUAUGUUGUUGUAUGUGUAAACAUUUUAAAGUAUCUUCAACUUUUGUGUCGCAGACAAAAAAACAGACGACAGGGUUAAAACAACAUGAGGGUGACAUAAAAAAAACAAAAACAAAAAAAAAAAGCAGGGUGAACUAUUCUUUCAAGAUUCUUUUAACAUAAAAUCUGUUUUUGCAUUACAUUAGCAAUGUACAUGGAAUAAGUUUGCAUGGGUGAAGCUUUCUAUACCCAGUUAAAACAGCUUGAUUUAAACAGUCACGUGUUCCUCUGUUUUCUUUAGCCUGUGUUCUGGAUCUUACGUUAUUUGACCUUAUAUUCUACUAGGGUUCCAUUAACAGCAAUAAAACAUGUCUCAGUGGGGAAAAAAAAAACAAUCAUUUACUCAUGGAUAUAAAAAGUGUAGAGAAAAGAUUAAUGUGUAUAUCAUAAAGCAUACUAUUUAUUUUGUUUUCAUGUAAAUAUUAUGAAAUCUUAGAGAUGUCAAUAUUAAUUUUGAGCUUUGCUAAAUGUAACUACAAGGUACAAACUCAGUGCUUGACGGAGAGAGCGAGUGCGUUGUGUUUCGAUUUGCGCAGAUCAUUGAGGACAUUCGGGUAUAUGAGUAUUUCGUUUAUUUUUAUGUUUUUUUUCCUAGAUCCACUAGUUUCGAUUUACCUUUUGAUGAUUAAGCGUGUGCCGACGCAUUUAAAUGAAAACUAGUGUAAAGAGUUUUUGAAAAGGGACUUAAGUAGAUACUUAGAAAGAAUGUAAACGUCUGUCUUGGUGUCGGAAUGCGAUUUUUGUAUUUAGCAGUAAAAUACUCUUUGUUUAUUUUGGUAGAUGUUUUUUGAAAGAGAAAUUGCGGGAUAUAAAAACGAUGGCACUGGGGUUUAUCACUUCAGCGCUGCUACUCACUAGCGUCGCUUUAAAGUGAACGAGUCGGAGCGGAUCAAGAGUAGUGCCUUGUAUAUAUUUGCAAGUUAAGGAAGUACUUUCUUAGAAGGUGCUCUCUUUGUUUCUUUGAAUUAGAUAUGGGCAACCUUUCAAAAACAUCACUGAAGAAGAAAGUAUCAGCCACACUGCCUUUUGUCUCACAUGCCAUAUAUUCCAUUACAGACAUGUUUAUCACUGCUUGUUAAUGAAAACUAAAAGAAGACAUGUCUAGCUAUUAGCCAUGUAUGUGAAUACACUGUUCUACAUAUGAAUAUGUCUUGUAGUGCUAUAACAAUGCCAAAUUUUUUAUGUUCGUGGCAUGUCAGUUGCUCCUCAAGCACCUAUUGAAAAGAAACCAAACUUAUAAAGAGUAUCCUCUCUAUUUUUGGACUGAGAGAAAAAAAGAAGUUCUCUUAAAUGAGGAACUUUGACAUUAUCAUACUUUACUUUGAUGUAGCAAUAUAGAUUAGUAAGGGCUUUUUUGUGAUGGAAGUGAUAAAAGGCACACCGUUCUGAUCAGUCUGAGUUGCUAUUCUCGAUAUGUUGAUGUAUGCCUGAAAUACAAGAAGCUCUUAUAAGUUGGCAGUACUCCUCUGUUUUUUGUCAAUUUGUUACUUUCUGUGUUUAAAUUGCACUUCUUUCUUUUUCAAAAUGAUGAAUACAUGCACACACAUUUUUAAAUAAUGGAUGUUUUUGGGGUAUGCCACUGGAUCAGGAUAUUUCUGUCGCAUUAUCUGGACUCCGUGAUGCAGAUAAAUGUCAUGUUACCCCUCUUUCUUUUAUCCUUUGAUCUUCACAAAGACCCUUUUGACAGUAUCUAGGAGUUUGCUGAGUUUGUGCCAGAUCGAGCAAAGACCGAAAGUUUACUCUGGGAUAUGUGUGAAAACAGUAUGCAAAUGCACGGUCCUGGGUUCCUUUGGAGCCAGACUUUUGUGAAUGCGGUAAAAUUAUGAGUUCAUUGAUACUGAUGUUUAAUAUCAUGUUGAAAUAUAUAUAUAUAUAUAUAUAUAUAUAUAUAUAUAUAUAUGCAGACACACAUUUUCCAUGAUGAUACUUGUUCUAAGGAUGCAACAUUUCAUUUGUACCAACCUCUUGUUAUGCAUUUUGCACAUUAUAGGCAUAUUUGAUAUUUAUGUAGUUAGCUUUGUGCUAUGCAAGGAUAGCUUUGAACCAUAUUAUUUAGCUUCUCACCCCUCCUCACUGUCGUUUCCAGUAUAUAUUGUAAAAAGUCAGUUAUGAACUGUUCACCCUAUUUAGCUGUGGGACUGUUUGUCAUUCUGAAAGCAUGUAAAGACGGGUGGUUCAGAUCCGGAAUAAUCUAUUUUAAAGACAGGGUAAUGUGGCAAUAAAAAAAGAUGGAUUGAAAAGAAUAUUUCAGUUAGUGUAUUAUACUAUUUACACAACAGAUAGUAGAUAUAUUUAGAUUGUUUUGUUGCAUCUAAUAAUAUAUUUUUGAU